Messenger RNA from Penicillium digitatum Pd1, 1323 nucleotides. Its product is annotated as WD40 repeat domain-containing protein. Gene Ontology annotation, molecular function: protein binding. The record is from RefSeq and is a predicted model, not a curated record. Lineage: Eukaryota; Fungi; Ascomycota; Eurotiomycetes; Eurotiales; Aspergillaceae.
AUGGACGUCAAAUCAGUUCAAGCUCAGUCUCCGGCUACCCCGAAAUACAUCCUUCGUGGACAUGCCUCCCCAAUUCAUGCCCUACACAUCUACAGCCGGAAUUUACGACUUGUAUCCGGUGACGCCAAUGGCUGGAUCGUUGUUUGGGACCUGGUCACCAAACGCCCUGUGACGGCAUGGAAGGCGCAUGAGGGAGCUAUACUAGAGGCGAGGGGCUAUAAUGUUGGCUCUGGUGCAACUGAGAUUUACACACAUGGCCGCGACCACAAACUAUGUGUGUGGAAGCUUCGACCAGAGGAUGAAUCGUUUCUCGACAGAACACUUCCAGUGGAUGCGACUGAUUCUGCACAGCCAGAAAGUAAAACCCAGCCAUGGUUACUUCAUUCAUUGCCCGUGAAUGCGCUCAAUUUCUGUGCGUUCUCAAUGGCAUUUGUGGAUUCAGAUGGACUUCCUGGGUUUCCAUCCCAAUCUGGGAAACCAGAGAACACUCUAUUUGCAGUACCCAAUGCCUUGGAUUCUGGUGGGAUCGAUAUCUUCCACCUACCAUCUGAGCGCAGGAUCAGUACUAUCCCUUCUGAUCAAUUGACCAAAACUGGAAUGCUGAUGGCUGUAAAUCUCUUUGCGUCACCUUCUGGGGAUAUCUACGUCGCCUCUGCAUAUGAAGAUGGCCAUGUGAUGGUCUUUGCUCAUCGUGGAGCUCUCAAAUCUGCUAGCUCUGGCCGUGAGUAUGCAAGCAACAAACCAUUGAAAUGGGACAAGCUUUACGCUGGCCGCCCUCACUCCCAGCCGGUUCUUUCCUUAGAUGUUUCCCCCUUCCAUGAAUACUUCAUCUCUUCUUCUGCAGAUGCUCUUGUCGUCAAGCAUCCCAUCCCCAGCGUAGAAUCUGCAGGUUUUAUCCAUACCGCUGGCCACAAAGAAGAAGCCCCCUCGAAGAUUGUCAACACAAAGCACUCGGGUCAGCAGGGCCUGCGGAUCCGAUCGGAUGGGAAGGUAUUUGCUACUGCUGGCUGGGACAGCAGAAUCCGGGUAUAUUCAGGCAAAACGAUGAAAGAGCUAGCUGUGUUGAAGUGGCAUAAGGAUGGCUGUUAUUCUGUAGCGUUCGGGGACACGGGAAGCCCGUCUUCGUUGGCGUCUUUAUCAUCUGAGUGUGAGAACCGGGAACCCCAAGAAGCAGACCAAAGCGCAACAGGGCAGAUGGCCGUCGAUGGACGCGACUACUCCCUUGUAACAGUGCAGCAGCAACGGAAUCAAAAAGUGCAAAAAACUCAUUGGCUAGCGGCUGGGUCCAAGGACGGGAAGAUUUCAUUAUGGGAUAUCUACUGA